AUGAUUCCUGUAGUUAUUUCCUUAUGUUUCUGUAUUUUAUUAAGCCAUGUUUUUCCUCUAGAAGAAGAAGUCAAACCAGGAAUUUUACAAGUAACAUAUGGUAGAAUUAUUAAUGGAGAAAAUGCGACUUUGGGACAAUUUCCGUGGCAGGUUGGUGUGGACCUCGGUUUUAACGAUACGAUUUGGUUUUGUGGUGGUAGUAUAAUUAGUGAAUACUGGAUCCUCACCGCUGCACAUUGUCUAGAUAGAGCAGAGUUGGCCUAUGUUUAUGUAGGAACCGUAGAUUUGGUAAUGGUUCCUGAAGUAAUAUUAUCGAGUGAAUUUAUUCUUCAUGAAGAAUACAACGCUAAUACUCUUGCAAACGAUAUUGGCCUCAUAAAGCUCAGAGUAAAUUUGAGUUUUAAUACUAUUAUUGCGCCGAUUGCUCUUGCUUCUGAACCACUAGAAGGUGGGGAAGAGGUUGUAGUUAGUGGAUUUGGUGUAACUGCUGAUGGCGAAGAUGGUGUAAAUCCGUUUUUAAAUUAUAUCACGGUUACCACUAUUACUAACAGCGAGUGUAUGGAAAUUUAUGGAAAUGCGAUUCUUGACAACAUGGUGUGUACUUCGGCAGGUGCUGAUCCUGUUAAAGGUGCUUGCAUUGGCGACACUGAAGGCCCUGCAGUUUUGAAUGCUGAUACUGAUCCUCUACAUGUUGGUAUUGCUAGCUUCGUUGGUCAGACGGGGUGUAAAAAUGGAAAUCCUUCUGGAUUUACAAGAACAGCUUAUUACAGAGAAUGGAUUAAAGAAAACACUGGUGUUUAA
Zophobas morio is the source of this 801-nucleotide messenger RNA. RefSeq names its product brachyurin-like. Gene Ontology annotation, biological process: proteolysis. Bases 1 to 801 code for a protein of 266 amino acids. Gene Ontology annotation, molecular function: serine-type endopeptidase activity. The transcript has 6 exons. The record is from RefSeq and is a predicted model, not a curated record. NCBI's taxonomy places the organism in Eukaryota, Metazoa, Arthropoda, Insecta, Coleoptera, Tenebrionidae.